Messenger RNA from Chrysemys picta bellii (western painted turtle), 3334 nucleotides. It is a transcript of the gene ACRBP, whose product is annotated as acrosin binding protein. The record is from RefSeq and is a predicted model, not a curated record. Gene Ontology annotation, cellular component: acrosomal vesicle; nucleus. Lineage: Eukaryota; Metazoa; Chordata; Testudines; Emydidae. Gene Ontology annotation, molecular function: protein binding.
GGAAUCCCCAUCACUGGAGGUUUUUAAGAACAGGUUGGACAAACACCUGACUGGGAUGGUCUAGUUUACGUGAUCCUGCCUUAGUGCAGGGGGCUGGACUUGAUGACCAACUGAGGUCCCUUCCAGCCCUGCAUGUCCAUGAUUCUAUGAGUAUUUGAAGCACUGUAUCUGCAGAAACCACUUAUCUGUCACAUGAAGGAAUCUGGCUUGGGUGAUGUGUUCAGGUUCCUCAUGAAACUCCUUCUCUGUUCUGCAUGCUCUCAAAUCAGGGGGCUGGAUAAUUUCCAUCCCAAAAUACUGAAAGAACUGACUCACAAGACUGUGAGUCUAGUAGCAAGGAUUUUUAAUACAUCUAUCUGUUCAGGGUAGUAGCAUAUGACUGGACAGUAGCUAAUGUUGUAUCUAUAUUUAAGAAAGGGAAAAAAAGUCAUCCAGGCAACUACAGAUCUACUAGUCUGACCUCAGUAGCACACAGGGCUUUAGAACAAAUUGUGAAGGAAAAAAUAAGUAAAUUAAUGGAGGUAAAUGGUCAAAGGGAUUUAAUGCAACAUGGGUGUAGCAAAGGCAGAUCAUGCCAGACUACCCUGAUUUCCUUGCUUGAGAAGAUAACUGAUUGUUUUUUAGAGAAGAAAAGUGCAGUAGAUCUAAUAUACUUGGGCUUCAAUAAAGCGUUUGACACGGUACCACGUGGGAUGUUGUUAGUUAAAUUAGGGAAGAUGGGGAUCAGUCCAAGCAUUGUAAGGUGGAUAAGGGAGUGGCUAAAGGGGAGAAGGCAACAAGUUGUGCUGAAAGGUGAACUAUCGGACUGGAGAGAGGUUACUGGUGGAGUUCCUCAAGGAUUGGUCUUGGGACCAAUCUUCUUCAAUAAUGUUAUUAAUGACUUUGGCACAAAACAGAGGAGAAUGCUAAUGAAAUUUGCUGAUACAAAGUUGUGAGGCUUUGUCAAUACAGAGGAGGUUCAGAAUAUUGUACAGAAAGGUCUGGAUGACCUUGAAGACUAGAGUGACAGAAAUGGGAUAUGAAAUUCAAUAGUACAAGUGCAAGGUCAUGCUCUUAGGGUCUAAUAAUAAGAAUUUCUGCUACAAGCUGGGGACUCAUCAGUUGGAAGCCACAGAGGAGGAGAGAGACUCGGUUGUGUGGGUUGAUCACAGAUUGACUAUGAACCACCGAUGUGAUGUGGCUGUGAAAAAGGCAAAUGUGAUCCUAGGGUGUCUUAGGUGAGACAUUUCCAGUAGACAUAGGGACUUAUUCAGAUCCUGCUUUAGGGAUGGGCAAGCUGGGCCACCGCCCAGGGCGCGGUAUUCAAGAAGGCACCAUGCUGGUACCUCCCACCCACCUCACCUGCUGACAGCCAGCAAGGCUUAGAGGCAGCCAGGCAAGCACGGCAGUGUUUGGAGAAGAGGGACAGACCGACCUGCAAGGGGGGCAGAUGGACCAGCCAGGUCCUAUCUGUUCUGACCUCCCAGAUGCCUUGUGGUUUCAAACCUUCUGCCAGUUUGCACAUUAUCGCUGCUCCAACCGCAAGUACUACACCAAGCGGAUCCUGUGUCCUGAUAUGGCUCCCCCCAAAGAACCUCGUGCCCAAGGAGAGGUGUCUGAUACCAUGGGCUCCUGGGCAAAAAGCAACUGGUCUUCCCGUGCUGGGUCCACUAGCGAAGCAGCGCUGGGUCAGGCAGACCCCAGACCCACGAGUCAGACUACCCUGCUGCAUCCUGACAUCCGCCUUCACUCCAAUGUCAACACUAUUCUGAAAUAUGCCUAUGCUGUCUCGGGCCAGGAACCAGUGAUCAGGAGGCACAUCCCAGGUGUGCCGACCCAGAGAAGUCUCAAGCCUGGAGGGGACCCAGAGCUGGCAGGCCCCCUGCAAGUCCAGCCAGUCACAGCCACCCCUGAAACUUCCCCAUCAGCCAUAAGACCCAGUAUCAAGACUGGAAGGGCCACAGAGCAGCACAUGCAGAAGAGCAUCCAGCAGCUGAUCAACUCAGCUCUCUCCUUGGAGGGCUCUCCGGAGAUGGAGACCAUUCAGGUGCCCCUAGGCACUGCACCAGAUUGGAAGGGCUCAUUCAGCAGUGCCCAGGAAGGGAUCCCAGAUGCAAGCAGCAGUGGCAGCCUCUUAGCUCUGGAGAGGGAUGAGGCUCUGGUGAUUCUCUGCUAUGCAAUGCUGGAGGGGAUCUGCCUGUCAUCAGCCAUUACCCAGGCUUGGAAGCGAAUGGAGGCAAGAACCUUUGGAUUUGGGGAUUCGGUGUGCGAUAGUCUUGGAAGACACCACAUGGAUCUAUGCCCUGACUGUGCCUUCUGCUCACUGAAGAGGGAGCAGUGCCAUGGGGUGUCAGAUCUGAGACGUGUUCACUGCAAUGUUGGCACCUUCACUACCUACAUCAACCCUGAGAUCUCUGUCCAGUAUCAGGCUGUGGGCAAUAAGGUUGGUUCCCUGGAGGCAAUGGGGUAUUAUGGGAUGGAGGUGUAUGGAGGGCUGCGUGCAGAUUAUUGGUGUGGCCGCCUGGCCACGCACGGCUGUGAUGACCCCCGCGUGAUCCUUUGGCUGCAAGUGGAAUAUGCUUUCUUCCAAGGAGGAGACUUCCCAAACAAAAUCUGUGACUCAGAUAGAGUUCAGCACCCUAAUUACUGUGCAUUCAAGAGUCACCAGUGCCUACAGCGCAGCCUCAGCAGCCAGAAGGUGCUUCGUCAUGGUUGCCGAAGGAACGAGACAUACCAAGUGCUGAGUGAAGAGAAAGGCGAGGAGGAGGUGCUGCUCUGGAGCCAGAAAUUCUUCAGCUUGACUGAGGGAUGAGUGGAGGAGAGAGGACAGAGGGAGACCCCAGGGAUGAAGGAAAAAGGGGGCAUAGGGCACUGAAUGGACCCUGUGGAGGCAGAGAGAUGAGGAGAAACUUGAUAGGACCUGAAGCAACUUUUCCCAACCUCUGUCUGUCUCUCUGUUCCCAGGGAUAACGUCUGGUGCCCACCCCUGCUUUCAUCCAAGUGCCACAGCCUCCUCUCUGCUCCAUACAGUAGUGUGAAUGACAGCACCCCAGAAUUCACUGGGGAAUCCCUGACCUUGGCAUUUCAUUUGACACCAACCCGGGCACUGUACAGUUUCAGCUGUCCCCCGGGUGCCUCUAAGGGUCAGCAGCUGGGAAAAGGGACUCCAGCAACAGGAGCGGCAUCAGCCCUGGGGUGAUUCACUUGGAGUCUCUGCCAGUUUCCAGGUUCCUGCCUGAUGGCCCUUGCCCAAAGCCCACAAUGUCUCUUACCCUCAGGCCUCCUGCCAUGGACACAACUAGUGGGUUGUUUCCUAUAUAUUAUGUUUUGGUUUAUAAAGAGCCUGUUCAGCCAA